Messenger RNA from Clunio marinus, 1661 nucleotides. The record is from the annotation of a GenBank genome assembly. NCBI's taxonomy places the organism in Eukaryota, Metazoa, Arthropoda, Insecta, Diptera, Chironomidae.
AUGCUGACGGUAUCAAUCAGUAAUCAACAUAACACAACUAAAGAGAAAAUCAAUCUGAAAAUAAUUUUACGACACACUCAAGCGAGAAAGCGAGUGAGAGAAAAAUUGAAAACAAUUUUGGACACAUGUCAACAUGAUGCUGCAUUGGAAGACGCGAACGUCACACCAAAACAAGAACCGCUGGAUAUUCCGGUGAAGAAAACAAAACUUGAAGAAGCACCGAUGAGUUAUAGUUUGAAAGAGCUCUAUAACAAUGCGUUUCUGUAUCAAAUAUCGCAGAUAUCGCAUAUAUCAAGACAACAGCCAUGGCUGACUGGAACAUCACCAAAGCACAUUAUUCCGCCUUUUGGACAGAAUCUAACAUCGAUCCAUUAUCUGCCUGCAUCUCAAGAACCGCCCGUUUUACAAAAUCCUGAACGUGUUGUAAGGCAUUCCGAAAGUGAACGUUUUGAACGAACUUAUCAACCGAAUGUUGCCCUCGCUCCACGCCAUACUGUUCUGACGAAGGAAAGAGAGCGUGAACGUGACUUUGACAAAGACAGAGAAUCUAAUGAGCAUACAAACUCGGUUAUAAAGUGUGAGAUUCAAAUUAAACAGGAACGUCCAUCAACACCAAGUAAUGAGUCACCCGAGUUGAGAAACAAUUCACCUGAGACAAGUGGAGUGGUUGAGACAAACGGCGUGGCGACCGUUCCACCAAUCAGUCCUGAAGGUCAAUCCGGUUCUAACGAAAUUACUUCGUCCACAUCUCCCGUACCUGCAAAUAUACCAAAUAAACAAGAGUCCAUGUCACCACCGCCAUCAAUGCAAGCAUCUCCCAGUCUCACAUCACCCCGAUCUCAUUUGCUCAGUCACACAAUUCGUAAGACAUCUCCAGUGGUUGUGAAGGUCACGACAAAUCAAUCGUCAAGUUUGGUUAAUGGAAUCAAGAAACUGCCGAUUUUGGGUAAUCCCGAAUUUGAACUGUCGACGGAUACAGAUGAAGAAAGUCUUGGGGAACCUGACAGUAGUAAUCUUAAUGGUUCACUCUCACAAUCGCCAUUUGAGUUUGCGAAAGUUUUGUUGAAGAAUAAUUCUUUGGAAGAUCGAGAGAAGGUGCUUAAUCUUAUCAAAUAUAUGGAAAACGAAAUAACGCAAUUGAAAGAGUCGCAUAAAAAAGAGAUUCGUGAAAUGAAACAGCAACAACAUCAACGCGAAGAAGAUUUUCGAAAGACAAUUGAAAGUAUGCAAUGUCAGUUUAGUCAUCAAAAUAAUCGAUCGAAUAUGAACUCAUCAACUGUCAUUGCAACUUGUUUAUCGUCGUCUUCAUCUUCAUCAUCGAGUUCGCUUUCGUCAAGCUCUUCUUACGAUUAUGAUCGAUCAGAACGAAGAAACAGCAUCGUAGAGAAACCGAAUGUUAUAAUAAAGCCGCUUAAAAAAUCAUUGCGAAUUACUCCAAUUCUUGAUGACUGCAAGCCUGUAGCUAACAUAACAUCUACACCAUCAAUUGUCAUCAUGCCAAAACGCGAAGACAUUAUGAACAACAAUAACACAAAACAUUAUAAUAACAAUAACAAUGCGACUAUCGUCAAUGGCAAUGGUCAGACUGAGCCAUUGGACGAAUCGCUUAAAAAGACAGUAAUCAAAGCGGAAAAGUUAUAAAAUCAGGAAAGUGUUCCCAG